This is a messenger RNA of Bursaphelenchus xylophilus (pine wood nematode), 12842 nucleotides long. The record is from the annotation of a GenBank genome assembly. Lineage: Eukaryota; Metazoa; Nematoda; Chromadorea; Rhabditida; Aphelenchoididae.
AUGCUGGUAAAUGUCAAGUUCUAUCGAGUGGAUUAUGCUCAGGUCGGAACAACCAAUCGAGGAUGUAUGAGACUGAUACAUUCAGAGAAAAGUGGAAAUGUCACACCGAAGAAGAAAGCGCAACAGCCAAAAUACAGGGUAAAUGUGGUUUUUAACUAAACAGUCUGUUUGGUUAUACGGUAAAAUACGUCACAAUGAGUUAUAUUACAUAAUUAUUAUACGCAAUGCAAUAAAAAAGUAAAAGCAGUGAAAUAGAUGCAAGAAAACUAUUCAUUUUCAGAUUGUGGUUGGCGCAAACAGCGGAAUUUUACUGUGUUUGGAGCGAAAAGCAGAUGAAACGAAAGUAGGUUUUGAAUAAGAAAUUUACCUGCUUCCGUAUUUUACCAUCAACAUCCUUUUCCAGAUCGUUUUCAAAACAAACCCAGGCCCUCCAAUAAGUUUCGUCCGCCUCGGCGGAGCUCUGCACACAAUCCAAGACAAAACUUUCGCAGCAGCUGGCGAAACGGUGAGAGGGUAUUCGAAAAAAGGAAAACAGUUUUUGUCAUUCGAAAGCAAUAUGGCGGAAACUAUUUCGUCGAUGUAAGUUGCAACGACUAGACCUACUAGUGAAGAAAGAAUUUUACAAAAGAGUUCAAUUUCAGGUACGUUUAUGGAGUUGACUUGUUUCUGGCUGGUAGGAACACAGUGUAUCAGUACCAUGAUUGCGAAGAAAAAGCGGUAAGUGGAAUAGAAGAGGAUUUGACAACUGUAUCAUAAAAAAACUUUAUUAGAAAAUUCGUAGGACUACAAAGCAGUCAUAUAUUAGGUAAUUGCACCUGACAAAAGCUUCGUAUCAGGAGUUAAAAAAAAGCUUUUACUAUGCAAAGCCUAGUAGACGUGAUUUGUGGACUGAGUGCUGGUAAGUUUGUUUUUCAGGCGGUAAAAAAGGUAAAAUACGUUUCUAAAAAUUUGGUCAAUUUUUUGUUUGUUUUUGGCUUGCAAGAUAAGUAACCAAAACUGCGAUACUCCGAUCUUCUCUAAACUUUGCGCACAUUUCGGACAUAGGCCACAUAUCAAUCCCUGAAAAUUGUAGCUCUCGCUUUGCAAAGACAGCAGAGACAGUUAACGGUCUUUGCAGCCAAGAGAGCACGCCAAACGCGGAGGGCGGUGAGAAAAAAAAGCAUUUUUUUGCCGUGUCUUCUCCAGCUCCGCAAGAGAAGAAAUGAUUUUUUUAGGUUUCUUAACGACAUUUAGUUAAAAACAUUCUAGAAAACUCAAGGGAUUUAAAAAAUAUAUUUUAAGUUAGUGCCAAGUCUAAUCAAGAUGAAAUAAUUCUGUCGGCAAAUUGUUCUAUAUGAGCGCAUAAUAUGUCACAACAAGUUGAUCCAAAACUUUUUCAGAACUACAUGUGCACCGACAAAAUCACUGACAUUAUCUGCCUUCCCAGUGUGGAAGGUGGUUGGGUUGGCCGCGGAGUGACUCCGUUGGUUGCGUGUGAAGACAAGACUAUCAAGGUAAAAUACGUCCCAGAUAAACGUCGUGUUCAAAUAAACUCUAGGUUCUUCAAAACCUGAAACUCCAAUACGAAGUGAUUUUGGGAGAUAUUCCAUCCACGAUGCACCUUUUCAUGAAUGAUGGUGGAUUUACGAAGCAAAAGAUUCUUUAUGGCACGAAAAAUGGCCGUCUAGGUUUGCUGGAUCUUGGUGAAAAAUCCGGUCGAAUUUUAUGGGAGAUUGCAACUUCCAGUUCUGCCGCAAUAAGUGCAAUUUAUUGUCAUCGGCUGACUGAGAAUACCCAUCCAGAUAUUGUUGUGGGGAAAGAGGAUGGUGUUAUUGACAUCUACACUGUUGAUGAUGCAGAUAAAGCCACCUUCAGACAGAAUUAUGUGAGCUUUAAAGUUUGAUAAGCUGAAAAAUAUAAGACAGCUUUACACACAUGUAUAAGAUACAUAUUUUAUUUUAGAAUUGCGAUGAAUCAAUCACUGCGUUAGAAUGCAUUCGAGUGGAAGAUGGAAAUUAUGAUGAGAUUAUUGUCUGCACUUACACUGGCUGGGUAUUUGGGCUGAGUACAGAGCAGUAUAAACCGGAAGCUCCGACCAAAAAGACCAGUGUUGACAACACACCGUCGUUGCAAGUGAAAGUGCAGAAAAUGCAGUAAGCUAACGAAAAUAGUGCUUUCUAUGACGCUAUAGUCAUUUAUAGUGAUUUGGCUGGCAUGAUGCUAUAGGACAAUAUGUUGAAAAAACAAGAUUUUUUAUAUUUUGGAACUUAUGAAACUUGCAAAAAAAGAUAAAAGUCACAUGGCGUAUUUUACAUUCUUUUGCAGAAGCGAACUCGACCAACUCGAGUUGAAAGUAAAGGAAGAACGAGAGAAAUACCACGAGAUGGUGGUCAAAGGAAACAGUGAAAACAAAGAAAUGGGAACAUAUAUCGACACUACUCCACACUUCCAUGUCAAUGAUCGAUUCACCUUGAAUAAGGACCUGGCAUGUUAUACUCUGACUAUCGAACUGGCUGUUCCCAUUGAAUACGUUUUCUUGCAGGUAAGAGCUUCCUAAAACGGUAAAUUUUAAAACCAUAGACACGCAUAACGUAUUUUACAAUAUUAAUUACGCCAAAGAAAAGAUUUUUUCAGAGCGAUGUAAAUGUGGAAUUGAUGGAUGUGGAGAAGAAUUCGGCCGUGAUCUCGGUUACCCCACCUGAUCCACAAGUAAGAAAUGUUGCUGUGAAUUGCAUUACCUCGCAGAAAAGGCGCCUUGCAAACCCGCUUCUUUAAUUUCACCAAAAAAUCGGCACUUUCGGCAAAAUAAGCGGAAGUUCUUGCUUAAAAUUUACAUAAACCCUUCACCGGAAAUCGUUAAAUUUUCAUAAAAAAUUUACGAGUUUCAGAACGGAAAUCAACUCUUGGCCGUGUACCGUUGCCAGGCCGACAUCACUCGAAUGGAGAUGCGGAUUCGUAGCAUCGAAGGUCAAUUCGGCACUUUGAAGAUGUACAUUGUCCCUCGAUUACAACUCAAAACUUGUCAGGUAGGCCAUAUUUAACUCUUAUGCACAUAUUCGUAGCGCAACACCGGUUUUUAAAAGCUCUUUUAAAAGGCAAAUCCCAGCCGAAAUACUUGACAUUUAUUUAAAAUACCGUAAUUAAAUAAGCAAGUUUGUAAAAGUUUGUUAUUGUAUUGACUGUCGAAUGUUAUUCCACACUGGUUUUCCUGACGAGAUCAUCGGUUUUUUUUCCGUUUCGUUUAUAUGCCCAAUGCGCAGCAGGACGCGCAUUGAGAAGCGGAUUGGUAGAAGCAUCCCAUAUUACAGCCGCAAAAGUCGAGGGAACGUUUUGAGUAGAAGUCCUGGAAAGAAUCAGAGGCAGUCAAAAGAUACAUGUAUUUCUGACCGACAAUCGCAAAAAGGAACCUAGAAAUCUUUCGCUGAAUUUGCAAAAAACGAGCUAAAUUUUUGGCUAUACGUUUUUUACUAUCUCAUUGUCGGGAAAAUUAUGUGGAUUUGUCGCAGCAAAAUAUCCGUCCUCGCCGCAAUCGCCCACCAAAUCUCCAGUCGCGGAAAUUGCAAAGCGAUUAGGGUGCGACGAGUCCACAUUAUUUUUCCGACAGACUAAUAUGAUCAAAAAAUCGAAAAACUGGCCAAAUUUUAGCUUUCUACACUUUUUUUUGCCUUCAAUAUUGCCCCACACAAAUCUUAGACAUCCCAAACUUGAGUAAGAAGACUUACAAUCAUUUCAUUCCGUAUCCCCGUCGUGUCGCCUCUUUUCGUUAGCAUAUUGAACAUGAUGGGCGUUGAUUCGGUCAGCUGUGCGAAGAAUGCGAUCAAUAACAAUGCCAGCAGGUAUAUCCUCCAUCCAGACUGCUCAUUUCCACACAUUUUGUACCCUGCAAAGAUUUUCUCCAAAAUUUAAAAUUUGCUACAGCUGUGUAAUCGCGAUAUACCUUAUUCACGCCAUAUUCUAAAUAUAAGGCAGAAAAUUGGGUACAAUAUUGGCAAAGAUAUAAUGACAAGUUCUGGCAGACUCAGCUUUGUGGCGUGAUGUCUAAGCUCGGUAUUUUGCAAUAAAUCUUCUACACAAACCGGAAAUGAACUAAAAACAGCGUGGAAGUCGAAACUCGGCUGACGUCUGCUUUCUCUAAGUUCACCUCCCUCAAUAUUGUACUAGACUAAAUAAAUCUUUUCUAAAUUUGUCUUUUUGAGCAACAAGAUCCUAUACAAGCGUUUCCGUAUUUUAUAAAAACCCCUUGUUUUCAAAAGUGUGGGAGUUCCUGGGCCCGCAAAUGGAAUGUCAUAACGACAAACGAAUCAUAGUUCAACACGUUUCUUUUUGCCUACAUGUCGCGUGCACUCAAACUACAGAGAGCAAGGAACACACGGGUACACACCGAUUUCGAGAAGUGAGAAUUUUGAGAAACACAAAUAAUUUUGAUGAGAAAAAUGAAAGGUUCAUAAUGUUGCCAGGUGUGGCUUUGAAAUAAAAAAAAUUAGGCUGUGACGCGUACAGUAGCUCUGUACUUUUUACGAUCUAUCUAGACUUUUUUUGGCAUUUACAAAAUUGGAAAUCUUGCUUUGUAAUUGUUUUCUAGCUACAGCGCAUGACACAAGAUGACCUUUCAUUUGCCUAAACAGCCGUCAUUUUCUAGCUGGACUGGCUUCUAUCGUAAAGCACGACCUCAAAAAUUGACUUGCUGACUUUCUAUUAAAUCAUAUGAGUUCUUUUCAACUCUAUAUAUAGCUCUAAACCUUCUAUUUUUACCCAAUUUUAACGUUUUGAACAGGUUAAGACCAGGUCAACCUAGAGGUGGCAAUCGGGCCGGGCCUGAGCAGAUUUGAAAAAGCCCAGGGCCGGCCUGACCGCUUCGGCCCGUCGGCCGGGCCGAGACUUUCGGCCCGGCCCGGCCCGGAAGGUGGAUAAGUGAAAAAAAAUUAAUACUGAACCAGCAAAAUAAAGCACGAAUGCUUAGCAGAAUUGUUGGAUGGAUAUUAAAUCAAACCUUUUUGACUUAUAUACUGUUUUACCACCUUUUCAAACUCUUUAAAAUCACUGAUUAUGUAUAUGUAAAAUCCCACCCAAAUAUGCAAGGAUCGGGCAAAUCUUCGAAUUUUUGAUGAUAAACUUAAACAUUUCACUGUAAUUUGAUUCCUUGAUGUAAAUGAACGCAUCUACGCAGUUUUUGAUUAAACAUGUAGCCUCAUAACGUCCAGAUUUUCACAUAGCUAACUUCCUAGAGGAUAAAAAAAAUCGACACAAUCCAACUUUUUGGCUAGGUUUUAGGUACCUGUUCGGCUAUUCCAGUCAGCCGACUAGACGUUUUAAUUCCACUCAUAUAGACGUAAAACCCCGCUGGAAGGCAUAGAAAGUUCCAGCAGAGAGUGCAUAGAGUUUUAUCCAACCUUUUUGCAGUAGCGGGCCAAACAGGGCCGGGCCGGGCCGGGCCGGCCUGGGCUUUCACCGGGCCGGGCCGGGCCGGGCCUGAGCAAAUUUGAAAAAGCCCAGGGCCGGCCUGGUCACUUCGGCCCGCGGGCCGGGCCGCAAAAUUCGGCCCGGCCCGGCCCGAUUGCCACCUCUAGGUCAACCCGAUGAAAUUUCAACCCAUCAAGGAGCGAAAAGCCCAAUAUAGCCAGGAAAGUGGGUGAAGUUUCCUCAAGACACGUUUUUUGUCACUGUUUUGUUUGCAACAUACUAAAAUAAUGGUUGCAAAAAAAUGGGUCGGAGGGAGAUGAUCAUAUCCGAAAUAUCCAACGUAUCCUAGAGCAAAGAGCCCAAAGGAUUCUAAGUAGGCCUUAAAAGCUUUUAUCCCACCGAAUAUCGAAAUGAAAUAAACCCAUUUAGUCAUCAAUAUUUUGAUCUUACUAUUGAUAUCAUAAGAGACAUAAGUGGGCAAAAAGAAGCCGGAAAUUCCAAAAUUUUUAGGAUAUUGAGCAUUGCAAUACGUAGAAUGUUUAGAACUAAAAAUAAGUUCUAAACAUGCCGUUGAUGUAGAGGCAAACGACCGCUGACCUUUUUAUGACCCAUCCGAUGACCCAAAUGGUCUCCAAAAACAAUGAGCGCUGCGUCAUUCCGAAAUUAAGAAUUCCCAUUAAAGCUUAAAAUUGCCCGCUUAUUUACAUCAACAAUAACAUCACAGGGUCCGCGAACAAUGCGGAAUUGAAACAUAUAAUAUGUGCGGAAUGUGUCAACGGUGAAUAAGAGAAAAGUACAGACUUGACGUCAAAUUGAAGCUGAGAAAAGGUCAGAGGCUCUAAAUAAAAAUUAUACCUAGAUUUGGGAGGAAUUCGAACGUAUGAUCGUGAAGCAAGUGAAAUCUCAAGAAUUCUUUGAAUUUAAGAUCAUCGUUUCUCAGCAAAUUUAUGCAAGAAGCGGUCCAAGAAUUUUUAUAAAAAAGAGAGAAAACUAUGAUCAAGUGAUCUUCAAGUCUAAAUAAGGCAAUCCUUUUUCUCAAAUUUUUAAUGUAUCUCCUCUAAAGUACGGUCAGGAACACCGUUAGAAAUAGCAAAACACUCUAUAGGAUCCUUGACUAAAAUAAAACACAUAUUCCAAGAGUAUCCCGUUAGCAAAAAGUUAUUCACCAUCACAACUCCAUCUGUUAUCAUCCCCAUCUCUCUGAUCUUCCCUAUCCACAGCUAUCCCCACCGUAUAAUCAUCGCAUCAUCCUUCCAAGAAACGUCUCCAGCGCCUUCGCUUUUAGUCGCAAAGCCGCCGCGUCUCAAGACGAGGUUCCUUUUUUAAGGCCUAAAGUGGUCUAAACCACGUUCGGAAUUUCCGUCGACAAACAGACGAAGCCGGCUUUCAGAUGCUAAGCCCCAAGUGACGUGACACAAAAACUUAUGCAAAUACGACUACAGACGUCAGAAGGCAACUUUUUGUUAGGUUGAAGGAAGUUAGGGUGGCGAUUGAUCAGUGAGACGUCAACGUUUUGUUAGUGAUGUGCUUCGACGAAAAUAGAGGUUCUAAGGCAAAUAUAGAAAGUUCAUACGUACGUAGAAGGCCCGACAAAGAAUCCGUGGGCUCAAAACUAGACGGCUUCUGAAGGAGAUGCUCUAAGUAACUAGCUGAGAAUUGGAUGAUAGUGGACAAAAAAUUAGCAUGCUGUUUCCAAACAGUUCGUUGUAAGACAUAUGCUGAAAUUUCACUUCGGCAAAGCCUGACCUUUAGAGAUACUUGAAGUGAAAGCUUAGCAAGAUUUCAUUCAGAUACAUAGCAAACAAAACGUAUGUAUGAAUAAUCUGCACACGCUGUAACCAUCAUACAUAUGACAUUUCCCUUGUUUUAAACACCUGACUUUUCGUCAUCAAAAGUAAAUAAAGCCGACAGUAACGUUGCACUUGAUAAGACUAGUAUGGCUUGUUUAUCAAAUACAACGUCAAAUGAUCAGGAAGUCUGCUAUGAUCUCAUACGAAGACUGGCUAUCAAAUUGUAUCCUAUGGACAAACAUUUUACUCAAGAAAUUUGCUUUUCGCCAUAAAAAAUGUGGAACAAGGUUCUGCAAUUGCUCAUUGGUAAACAGAAACCGAACACAGACUACGCAGAACACAAUAAAUCACAAAGUGUGUAAAGAGUUUUUAAUUUCAAAAUUAAAUUGUUACACGUAAGGAAGAAAUAGACCAAAAUUUUGUAAGCUAGUAUUAAUAGUAUGUGGAUGAAUGAUCUGUGACCACGGGAAUUUUCAGACUAUACACGUAUAUUUUAAGUGACAUUUGAAGCCGUAGGUAACAUGUAAAAGAUGUGCGUUAUCAAUAUCAUAACUAUAAGUUUAUGCAAUGCGACGCUUAGAAUUUGUUUCAAUUUUUAUCUUAUUCUAAACCUCUAUCAAAGCCAGAAAAUUAUGACUGUUUCUCUCCAGGCACAGUCAAGAUACCAAACGUUUAUGCAUAUUUAAAGGCAAGAGAUUCCAAACAUUCGAAAAAACCAAAGCUCCUUGCCUACCCACCUGAACCCAGCACUUUAAACCCACGCUAUUUGAGAAAAGUCCGUUAACCCCCAGAUUUCAGCUCCGUUCCUAUCCAAUAAAGCCAUUGGCCCUUCACGAACGAGUCCACCAUUUCGACGAGACCCGACCCCUCAACGUUCUCACAUUCACGGGCAAUUUCUCAAUCAACGAGGCCCAUUCGUGGCUCGUCACCUGCGUUUCGCAGAUCCCCGAGCGCUGCCCCGGAACGGACACCGUCACUCUGAAUUUUCAAUCCACCUUUAAUGGGGGUACCAUGCUUCAAGCCACUUAUUCGUAAGUUGAAAUUUUAUUUAAUUGAGUGAGAGGGUAUUGGACAUUGACUUGAGGAAAGGGGAAUUUGAAAUUCGUUAUUUCCGGGAAGUGCGAGUUGACCUAAUAAAGUAUUGAUUAGAAAUAAUAAAAAAAGGGAUGGUUUGUGACUAAUACACAUAGGCGUAUGUCAUAAAAAAAUGGCGUCCCUAGGCUGUCAAAAAAAUGCAGUGGCACCUUUGCACAAUAAACUCCCGUACAACAAAAAACAUGUUUGUGACGAACGGUUUCCCAGGCCUCACCUGUCAUGUUUAGGCCAAGAUAAGCCUCCAUACAACGAGACCUUCUCGUAGCGAAUUUAUUUUUUGGUUUUUUCGGAUUCGUUAUACAGAGGUUUUGGCUGUAUACAAAGACCUUUAUUAUCCCCAAUAAUUAGAAGCAGACCAUUUAAAACGCGUUUUACUACAAAUCGUAGAUUGGCCCGGACAUUGUUGAGUCGAUGUCUCAGAAUUCAACCAAAAUUGGUUAACCGAAUCACCAAUCGGUAUGGAGCAAUCGCUUGAUUUUUUUUUGCCCAUAGUCGUUAUAUGGUGGAUUACUGUAACUUGCUUUCUGAGAAAAGAGUUGCCUUUUCUGCAGAUAUGGUGCGGUAUUUUAGUGAGACCAAACCACCACUUUAUGUUUUCGACCAUGUAGAACAUUUUUGUAAUUAUGGCCAAAAGCUCAGAAUUACGUCUAAGCAAUGUUUCGCCUGCAGUAACAUACCAUUUCGGGCAUAAAAUUGGCUACUGUAACCAGAUGCACUUUUAAAUACGGUAAAAAGAAACUUCAACCUUCAUCCAAUAACCCAUAAAAAUUUCAAAAAAAUCAAAUAUACAACUUUUGAGAAAAUGGGCAUUCAAUAUCUCAUGUACAAGGUCAUCUGGGCCCGAAAAAAUCUGGCAUUCAUGGGAUUCCAACGGGAUGCACUUUUUCAAAGUUUCUAAUACAUUCUGAUGCUGAAUAAAGAUGAUAUGGCAAGUUUCAGGAGAAAAAAAUAUACAACUUUCGAGAAAUUGACCAAAAUACCUUAUUUUAGGUCAUCAGAACGCCGAAAAAGUCUGGCAUUCUUGGGAUUCCAACGGGAUGCACUUUUUCAGAGUUUCUAAUACAUUCUGAGGAUGAAUAAAGAUGAUAUGGCAAGUUUCAGGAGAAAAAAUAUACAACUUUUGAGAAAUUGACCAAAAUACCUUAUUUUAGGUCAUCAGAACCCCGAAAAAACUGGCAUUUUUGGGAUUCCAAGGGGAUGCACUUUUUCAGAGUUUCGAAUACAUUCUGAGGAUGAAUAAAGAUGAUAUGGCAAGUUUCAGGAGAAAAAAAUAUACAACUUUUGAGAAAUUGACCAAAAUACCUUAUUUUAGGUCAUCAGAACGCCGAAAAAGUCUGGCAUUCUUGGGAUUCCAAUGGGAUGCACUUUUUCAGAGUUUCGAAUACAUUCUGAGGCUGAAUAAAGAUUAGAGGCUAUCAAAGAGUGCUACAACCUCAAAUCCCAAGAAUGCCAGUUUUUUCGGGGUUCUGAUGACCUAAAAUAAGGUAUUUUGGUCAUUUUCUCGAAAGUUGUGAAUUUUUUCGCCUGAAAUUUUCAUUAUCAUCGUUUACAAGGCUACUAAUGUAUUAGAGGCUAUCAAAAAGUGCUACAACCUGGAAUCCCAAAAAUGCCAGUUUUUUCGGGGUUCUGAUGACCUAAAAUAAGGUAUUUUGGUCAAUUUCUCGAAAGUUGUAUAUUUUUUUCUCCUGAAACUUGCCAUAUCAUCUUUAUUCAUCCUCAGAAUGUAUUAGAAACUAUGAAAAAGUGCAUCCCGUUGGAAUCCCAAGAAUGCCAGACUUUUUCGGCGUUCUGAUGACCUUGUACAUGAGAUAUUGAAUGCCCAUUUUCUCAAAAGUUGUAUAUUUGAUUUUUUUGAAAUUUUUAUGGGUUAUUGGAUGAAGGUUGAAGUUUCUUUUUACCGUAUUUAAAAGUGCAUCUGGUUACAGUAGCCAAUUUUAUGCCCGAAAUGGUAUGUUACUGCAGGCGAAACAUUGCUUAGACGUAAUUCUGAGCUUUUGGCCAUAAUUACAAAAAUGUUCUACAUGGUCGAAAACAUACACCUGAACUCGAUUUGUGAUAAAAUAGAGCUUCGUUUUCUUGAUUAGGCCAUAUCUUUUUUUAAAAAAAAUGUUACAGUAUGCCGUCAUACGGUAAUUCUGGGCAAAAAGAAAGAAAGCGAAUGUUUUACCUGCCAUGAUGAUCAAGUUGACCGAUUUUGGUUAAAUUCUGAGAUACCGGUUUUAACAAUGUCCGCCCUCUGUUAGGCUAAACUCCAAAGUGUGGCAAAACGCGUUUUAAAACCUUGUAAUAGUUGUAGCUAAUACUAUUACAUACUAACCCACGUUCACGCUUAUUUACCUCAAAACAACACUCACCGUCCAACACCACCCCCGUAAUUUCCGAAAACACCUAAAACUUUCCCUGAAACAUAUUAUUAUUAAUAGCGUGAGCUUUCGUCUUCCAUAAAUAAAAAACCGGCUUGGCCCAAACCCUUGAUGACAAUGGGUCGUCGUAAAACUGGGGGGAUCGCCUUGAGGGAAUUCAAAAGAAUAAAUUAAAGAUGCCGCACUGAGUUUAAGACACGUACCGAGGGCUGUGAUACGAAAUGAUGAUAUACUGCGCUGACUUUAUUUGGAAUUAAGAAAUCGUUUCUGGCACGGAGUCUCAGGGAGAGUAUAGGGACAAAGCACGUGGCGGCACUGACGUGAACUUGGAAUUGGAAAUCGGAGUUUAGCUAUCAGGUUGUCGUUUUAGGUAAAUGAGAAUGCGAUAGCUCCAUAUUCAAGAUUGGGCCGGGAUUCAAAUGCCAGAUCCAGUGGCAAAAGACGUACUAUUUUGCAUUUUGGAAGUAUCAAAAAUGUGGCAAAACGCAUCGCUCUUCAAGUGAAAAAGCUUCGUUUUGAAGGGCGCGCCCUUUUUCCUCACAAAAAGCUUUUGAAACCCGAGUUUUUUUCACUUGGAGAGCGAGGUAUUUUGCCACAUUUUUUGAUACUCCCUGAAUGUAAAAUGGUGAGUUUUUUGCCACUGGAUCAGGUCCCCAACUGUAUUCAGAAAGCCUCAAUACCUUCCUUACAAUUAGGCUUGUUGAGUCUCCCCUUGAUGCUAAAAGAUCACACGCUUCUGCCACCCCAAACCGGCAAGGUUCGUUAGCUUCUCAGAGAUCGCUACGAGUGGUCUUUGGGUUAGACAAGGCGUUCGGCAUAGUAAAACGGUAGAUGAGCAACAAGUAAUUUUUUUGUGUCCUUUAUGAGGCGAAACGACUAAUCAGCCUGCACGUUUGCGCAUGACCAUCAUUGGUCUGGACAAAAAAUGAAAUAGGCAUCGUAACAGUCAAAGGGCAGCGCUAUUGGUCUGGUCAGAUAAAAAUUUGACUGCCCAAUUGGUCCGCCUAAAUAUUAGCUGUUGAUUGCGCAUAACUUUAGUGGGGUCUACGACGUUUGUGCAUGCAAUUCCUCACCCGUUAGGCAUUCAUGACGCUCCGGGCCAUAAGUUGGGUUAUUAUUUGUGAGGUCAGCGAUGAGGUCGCGGAACGUUGGAAUAUUAAAUGUUGAACUUUACAGAAAAGGAAAAGCCAUUUAUCGGAGCGAUAACUUGUCAACAAUCAUCAUUCUUCGCGAUGUCAUCAGCAAACUGGUCACGAACAAGCAACUAAAAGUUCAAAUUUCGUGCGGUAAGGACUAAUCGUUGUUUAAGUCAGCGUAAAUGUUGCCGACAGAUUUUGCACAAAAGUUGUGAUCAAGAUGUUCUAAGGCUCCAGGGAUUUUUAGUUUGGACGGCUGACAUCAAGGUGUUGCUUCAAAGACGGCUCAAAACUGCCUUAUAUUUGCCAAACUUACCAAAAAAACCAGUGAAGAGCCUGCCAAGAAUCUCAAAAACAAUGAAAGGCCAGAUCCAGUGGCAAAAAACCUACCGUUUUGCUUCCGAGAAGCAUAAAGAAUGUGGCAAAAUGCUUCCCUCUUCAAGUGAAAAAAAACUUCGUUUUGAAGGGCGGGCCCUUCCCCUCACAAAAAGAGCUGGCGCGCUUUUGAAAGCGGAGUUUUUUUCACUUGGAGAGGGAAGCAUUUUGGCAUAUUUUUGACACUUCCCGGAUGCGGAAUGGUACGCUUUUUACCACUGGAUGAGGUCCCCCACUGUAGUAUAUCAAAAAAUUAAAUCUCUGGUAAAGCAGCGUCAAAUUUUUAGCUCCAUCUGGAAAACUAUGCCUAGAAAUAUUCUACAUCCAUUUCAGAGUUCAACGACAGCAGUGUGGAACACACCCUCCGCCUGAUCCAUCCAAAAAUGGAGUAUCAAGCGCAGCUGGCCAAAAAAGUCGAGUUGGCCAGUAGUCUUAAAGAAUUGAAGGCUGCUUUUGGCGAUGUCUCAUAUCUGAACGCUGAACUAACUAAUAUUCUUCUAAAUCAUGACAAAUUGUAUGAAGAGGCGGAGGACAAGUCGAUUUAUUUCGACCGAAUCGUGGGAAUCAUCGUGGAUUUGUUCAUCGACCGGACCAAAGUCAAUGGCCUACCGUUGGGGAACAAGGCGAAUGAUUUGUUGCAAAUUUUGCAUGAAGAUUACACAUUCCAAAAUGUGUUGAAAUUCUUUGAAGCGAACUCGAGAUAA